Thunnus maccoyii (southern bluefin tuna) is the source of this 2207-nucleotide messenger RNA. RefSeq names its product tripartite motif-containing protein 16-like. Gene Ontology annotation, molecular function: zinc ion binding; protein binding. The record is from RefSeq and is a predicted model, not a curated record. The transcript has a single exon. The coding region runs from base 155 to 1828 and encodes 557 amino acids. NCBI's taxonomy places the organism in Eukaryota, Metazoa, Chordata, Actinopteri, Scombriformes, Scombridae.
UUCAGAUCUACAGUUUGAAGAUGGGUGUAACCAACAUGUAAAAGAGCUGCAGCCUCCAUUCACUGCAGAAACACAUGCUGUUUAGAUCAGAGCGCAAACUAGUUUCACUUCUCAGAAAGUGAAACUCAGACAGUCGUUGUCACUGAGAGGUGAAAUGGCGCAGCAAGGAGUUCAGCUGGACGGAGCAAAAUUCUGCUGUUCGAUCUGUCUGGAUCUACUGAAGGAUCCGGUGACUAUUCCCUGUGGACACAGCUACUGCAUGAGCUGUAUUAAAGGUUUCUGGGAUGAAGAGGAUGAGAAGAAAAUCUACAGCUGCCCUCAGUGCAGACAGACCUUCGCACCGAGGCCUGUCCUGGUGAAAAACACCAUGUUAGCAGAUAUAGUGGAGGAGCUGAAGAAGACUGGACUCCAAGCUGCUCCUGUUGAUCACUGCUAUGCUGGACCUGAAGAUGUGGCCUGUGAUGUCUGCACUGGGAGGAAGCUGAAAGCCCUCAAGUCCUGUCUGGUGUGUCUCGUCUCUUAUUGUGAAAAACACCUCCAACCUCACUAUGAAUCACCUGCAUUCAAAAAACACAAGCUGGUCGACCCCUCCAAGAAGCUCCAGGAGAACAUCUGCUCUCGUCAUGAUGAGGUGAUGAAGAUGUUCUGCCGUACUGAUCAGCAGAGUAUCUGUUAUCUCUGCUCUGUGGAUGAACAUAAAGACCACGACACAGUCUCAGCUGCAGCAGAAAGGACUGAGAGGCAGAGAGAGCUCGAGGUGAGUCGACAAAACAUCCAGCAGAGAAUCCAGGACAGAGAGAAAGAUGUGAAGUUGCUUCAACAGGAGGUGGAGGCCGUCAGUUGCUCUGCUGAUAAAGCAGUGGAGGACAGUGAGACGAUCUUCACCGAGCUGAUCCAUCUCAUCCAGAAAAGAAGCUCUGAUGUGAAGCAGCAGAUCAGAUCCCAGCAGGAAACUGAAGUGAGUCGAGUCAAAGAGCUUCAGGAGAAGCUGGAGCAGGAGAUCAAUGAGCUGAAGAGGAAAGACGCUGAACUGAAGCAGCUCUCACACACAGAGGAUCACAACCAGUUUCUACACAACUACCCCUCACUGUCACAACUCAGUGAACCUACAGACUCAUCCAGCAUCAAUAUCCGUCCUCUGAGAUACUUUGAGGAUGUGACAGCAGCUGUGUCAGAGCUCAGAGAUCAACUACAGGACAUCCUGAGGGAGAAAUGGACAAACAUCUCACUGACAGUGACUGAAGUGGACGUUUUACUGUCAGAACCAGAACCCAAGACCAGAGCUGAGUUCUUAAAAUAUUCACGUGAAAUCACACUGGAUCCAAACACAGCAAACACAGAGCUGUUAUUAUCUGAUGGGAACAGAAAAGCAUCAUUAGAGGAAGAAGAACAGUCUUAUUCUAGUCACCCAGACAGAUUCAUUGAUUAUUGUCAGGUCCUGAGUAGAGAGAGUCUGACUGGACGUUGUUACUGGGAGGUGGAGUGGAGAGGAGGAGUUGAUGUAGCAGUCGCAUACAAGAAUAUCAGCAGAGCAGGAAACUCAGAUGAAUGUGGAUUUGGAUGCAAUGACAAAUCUUGGUCUUUAAAUUGUGACAUUGACAGUUAUACAUUUAUGUUCAACAAUGUCUCAACUCCCGUCUCAGGUCCUGGUUCCUCCAGAGUAGGAGUGUACCUGGAUCACAGAGCAGGUAUUCUGUCCUUCUACAGCGUCUCUGAAACCAUGACUCUCCUCCACAGAGUCCAGACCACAUUCACUCAGCCUCUCUAUGCUGGACUUUUUCUUUACUCCUGUGUCGGGGACACUGCUGAGUUCUGCAAACUCAAAUAGACAGAAGUCAUUUAAGGGACAGUCGGUUAAAUUCUGAGUUAAUUCUUAAAAUGAUUUUGUCUCUGUCAUUGUUGCUGAGAGCUCGUUGCUGCAGUGUUUCUGCACAGAGAUCAGCUGUCAAUCAAACAUUAUGGUCAACUUUGACAUCUUCUCAUCUGUUGUUAUGUAAAUAUUUGAGUUUCUUUAGUUGCUGCUCUUUCUUGUGUCUGUUUCACCAUGGAGGCUUUCACUGAUCAUGAUGAUUGUGUUUUAACUUUAACUAUUGUGAUAAUAAUCAAUGAGGAGAUCAUUUAUGAUGUUGUUGUACAUAGCUGACAUUCUGGGUUAAACUAACUGAUUGUGUGGAUGAAGUGAAUCUGAACAUGAAAUCAUUGAACAA